Molecule: messenger RNA, 348 nt
Organism: Parasteatoda tepidariorum (common house spider)
Lineage: Eukaryota; Metazoa; Arthropoda; Arachnida; Araneae; Theridiidae
Product: coatomer subunit beta-like
Biological process (GO): intra-Golgi vesicle-mediated transport; endoplasmic reticulum to Golgi vesicle-mediated transport; intracellular protein transport
Cellular component (GO): COPI vesicle coat; cytoplasm
Source: RefSeq, a predicted model, not a curated record
ACACGGGAUAGGGCUCGUGACUAUCUUCACGCAAUGUGGCGCUCCAAUCACUCUUCUCCAGAAGAGUCUGACUCUGAGUCUCCUGCAGAGUCUCAAGAUCUAAAUGAGGCCAUCCUGAUGGAGGAUCUGUACCUGACUGACUCAUCAGAGGAAGCAGUUGCAGCCGAUGAUGCACUCAACAGGCAGAUCACUGCAGAUGAUCUGGAGGACUUUGAUCUUGAUAACAUCUUCACGCCCAGCAGAAAGAGGAAGGAAAGCCCUGUUAGACCAGAGGAUCGCAGAGCUUCUGUCAUCGUAAAGCGUUACCCUGAUGAAGUGUGCGAGCGGAACGUAGAAGUGCCGCAGUAA